Molecule: messenger RNA, 1437 nt
Organism: Capsicum annuum
Lineage: Eukaryota; Viridiplantae; Streptophyta; Magnoliopsida; Solanales; Solanaceae
Product: aspartic proteinase CDR1-like
Exons: 1
Coding region: 33-1346 (437 amino acids)
Biological process (GO): proteolysis
Cellular component (GO): extracellular region
Molecular function (GO): aspartic-type endopeptidase activity
Source: RefSeq, a predicted model, not a curated record
UUUCUGGAACUCCAUCAUAGAAAAAAGAAAAGAUGAAACUACAUUAUUUCAUCUUACUCUAUCUUGCAAUAUCAAUAUCAAGUCGCUCACAUUUUGCACAAUCUGAAAAUGACGGUUUUAGCAUUGAACUCAUUCAUCGCGAUUCACCAAAAUCACCAUACUAUAACCCUGCCUUAAAUCAAAGGCAAUUAAUGAACAACGUGUUCCAACGAUCCAUCAAUCGAGCAAAUUACUUGAUGCCAAAGUCUCAAUUAUCAACUUCUCUAAUUCCAGAUAUAAAUGGGGUAUUUCUCACAAAUAUUUCAAUUGGCACAAAACCAUGUGCCAAACUAGUUGUUGUUGACACUGGUAGUGAUCUUAUAUGGAUACAAUGCCAGCCUUGUAUCCAUUGCUACCAACAAAAAAAUCCAAUUUUUAACCCAAAAAAUUCUUCUACAUACAAAUCAAUUCCUUGUAACUCCACUCUAUGCAAGAAUCUUCGAGGAAGUUCUUGCGAUCGCAAGAAAAAGACAUGUUUAUAUUUUGCUGGAUAUAUCGAUAACUCGUUCAGUUUUGGUGAUUUAGCAAGUGAGACAUUCACAUUUGAUGAUUCAACAAAUAUUACUCGUCCAGAUAGAUUGUCUUUUCCCAAUAUAACUUUUGGUUGUGGAAGGAGAAAUCAUCUAAAUGUUGGUGAUGUUGAACCAACUGGAAUUAUUGGUCUUGGGGCUUCACCUUAUUCACUUGUGUCCCAAAUUAAAUCUACAUUUGGACAUAAAUUUUCAUAUUGUUUGGUCCCAUUCUACCAAUUGAAUGUGUCUAGCAAAUUGAAUUUUGGAGAAAAAGCUGUACCUUCUUCAAGUAAGUUUGUGGUUUCAACACCAUUAUUUUUAAAACCUCCAAAAGUUUUUUAUUUCUUGAAGUUAUUAGAAAUUUCCAUUGGGAAUAAAACAAUUCAAUUUCAUAACACAUCAAAAAAUGUUCACGAGGGGAACAUUGCUGUAGAUUCGGGGACUACAAUUUCUUUUUUACCAACACAGAUAUUUUCUGAAAUGAAGACAAUAAUGAAGAGCGAAAUAAAAUUGAACCCCCUAACAAGAAACGACACACAAUUCUUUCAGUUGUGCUAUCAAGACUUGCGUAUUUCAGAUGUUCCAUCAGUAAUAUUUCAAUUUCAAGAUGCGAAGGUGAAGUUAAACGCGAUAAAUAGUUUUGUUCAUAUCGGAGAUGGUAUCGUUUGCCUUGCUUUUGCCCCAACGAAACAUUUGCCUAUAUUUGGCAAUAUAGCACAAACUAAUUUCUUUGUUGCAUAUGAUCUUGACGAGAUGAUUGUUUCUUUUAAACCCACAAAUUGUGACAAAUUGUAACAGGGUUUUGUGGACAAAUUGUAACAAGGUUUAUAUGUAUGUAUCAUGUGGACUAUGUUUGAUAUCUAAAAGUACAUUAUUUGAAUAUCAA